AUGGACUAUAUCAGCCCUGCUCAACUCUACAGCCUAUAUCACUCAAUACGACACAACCACUGGCUGGUUUUUCUCACCAUACUGGCUUCUUUGCUCAUCAAGCUGCUCACUAUCGUCUCCACGGCCUUGUUGAUGUUGCAAGAUGACAGAAUCACCGUGCACAAUCUACCCCUCGUUGCGACAGACAAAUUCGAUGCCAGCGUGUUUAGCCAGGCGCAAACGGACUUUGUCCCCGUACUCUCUACAAUUGCACUCGGCAAUCAAAAUCUGUCGUACGGCCCCGGUAUCGCGGAGACGAUUGCUUUUCCAAGUUUGCGCGUCAAAGACAGUCGUGCAGGUGUCGAGUACAGCCAAAUUCAAAGUAUCGUCGACACCUUUGAGGCAGAUCUUGACUGCGAUGAAGGUGGAAGCCUCAAGGCAAUCAACACAUCCUGCACCAGUCAUGGAUGCGAGCAACUCGUUACCAAUUUUGAGCUGCAAACCCCAACCUGCGAAAGUACCAUAAUUAACGAGACACAGCACUCCCCGUCUUACCCACUAGUGUUCUUUGGGAUGGCGUCACCAGUUCAAUGUACCAAUCUUGCGGCUGAUGAGGACAACCAUCGUCUGAUCCUCGCGGUAGGGGUCGUGUCUACAAACGCUACAACUUCCUUUUUCACGAAUAGCGUGAGAGUAGUUUCGGAUUCUACGACCAUCCUCACAUGCAAACCAAAAUACACUGUACAAAAGUCAAACGUCACGGUCUCGGACACGGGAAUCAUCUACGAUGACAAAACCAAUCUCGGAAACGCGAUGAAUGAGACGACAAUCCAGCCAGUGUCGUCUUGGGAUUUCUUCGAGGCUUUCGACUCUUGCAUCGAGAAAUCAAUCACAUUCGUCAACGGCAUUCUAAAACCCAUACCGCCUGCGAAGAAUGUUGCCAAUUCAACCACAUUUGACCCGUUUUUUCAACUCAUUCAAGCGACUGUCGAUAACCUCACCGUAACGCAGCUGCAAGACUCGACGUUUUUGCAGGACCGGUCAACAGAAAUCUACAGAAAGAUCUCGGCUCAAAUCGCAAAGUCCUACCUCAUGAUACCCGCAGAGGAUGAGGUAAAGGGUACUUGCGAAUCAACCCAACAACGCCUGCGUGUGAGAGGAUUGUCGCUCUACAUGAUGGAAGCCAUAUUAUGCUUUCUCAUCAUACAAACUGCGGUUAUGGCGUUUUUGGUCAAUCGGCUCUCCAGAAUUCGGGACUACGGAUCCAUUGCAAGACUAGCGACUGUCAUGUCUCGUAGCACGCAGCUCUCGGAGACGAUUUCCGGGCACGGAGCAUCACGACUGCCAAACCUGCAGUCUGUUUUAUCACCAUAUCGAUGCGUCAGCCAAGAGGAUCACCGCAACAAUGCACCAGAGUUCAGGAUCGAUCUGCUCGCAGAAAAGGGAACCGUGUCGAGUGCAACGCCGCGUGACGGCCUGACGGGUGCUCCAAAGCAUGCAAGGGAGUGGUGGAGGCCGUUUUCGAAAUCGUGGACUUUCACCAUUGUCGUCAUGGUCAUCACCUUGCUGGUCAUUAUUGGCCUCGAGGUGUCCUUCUGGAAAUCUGAAAAGAGCAAAGGUCUCGCGGACGUCGAUCAAUCAGGUUACAUCCGUUACACCUGGUCUUACGUCCCGGCUUUAGUGAUGGUAAGCAUCCAGCUUCUGGUUGGCACCAUCGGGUUCUCCUCUCUCUCAAUUCUUCCGUACUAUCGGCUCCGGACUUUAGGAAACUGCGGACGUCAAGACAUUCUCAAGGACCACUUAUCUAGGCUCAACGCCCACAACAUCGUAGAGUCCGCAUUGAGACUCCAAUUCCUCCCAUUCGUCAUCUCUCUAUCCUUGUUCCUCUCGGCAUUCCUAACGAUCGUGGUGAGCGGCUUGUAUUCCCCUCAGCAAGUUGAUCUCCGCCAGACAGUUCCAAUCAACAUGGAUGACUACAAUGUCAACGCCUCGCUGAUUCAAAUCGCGGCCAAGGAGGCAUCCCUCACCAAUAAAUACGAGACUUUUCCAUUCCUGAUGGGAUUGCUCCUGCGUGAGAAUUUCACUUUCCCUCAAUGGACGUACGAAGGUCUCAUGAUCCCUCAACUCUCCCUGGCCUCCAACGAUACACGGGUAUCCUCCCAGGAAACCCUCGAAGUAGAUCUGCCAGCACUACGAGCAGUGCUCCAAUGCAACAAAGUCUCCGGGGAUCCAUGGAACGUUUCCGGCAGCGGCGGACCGCGAUGGGAAGACUACAACCACACCGAACCCCGCUGCGGCAACGACUUCAUCAGCACGCUCGGCACCCUCCAGGACGCGCCAUUCGGCACCUUCACCCCCAACAAAUGGGGCGUCGGCUUCCUCUGGUCCGACCGCUACGACGAGUCCGACAUCCGCAACACGGGCUGCCUCACCGUCGGCGGCACCUUCGGGUCGGACCUCUCAACCUACACCAACAUCAUCUGCAACACCAGCCUCGAGCAAGUCACCGCACGCACGCACUUCCACCUCCCGCAGUACUCCCUCAUCAACGCGACCGCCGACGAAUCGACGCGCCAAACCGUCUCCAAGCCCGACCUGCGCUACUACUACGACACGGGCUUCGACGCUUUGCUGCCCGCCUACCAGCAAGCCUACACCACCGACGACCUCACAUUCGACGUCUUCUUCCAGAACCUGCUCUACGGCAAGGACAACGCGACCAUCGCGUCCUUCCUGCACCCGGACAACUACGACGGCGUCCUCGCCGCCAUCCAAUCGCAGUACCAGCUCAUGAUGGCGCAAGUGCUCUCCGACAUCUUCCGCCCCGACCCGACGACCAACUGGACCGCGACGCCGUACCACUCGGCCGGAAACCUCACCGCGACCAAGCGGCUCCGCAGCACGACGGCGUGGCCCAACGCGACGCGCGUCAAUCCGGACCGCUACCGCCUGCACCAGUCGCUGCUGUCGACGCGGAUCCUGGACGCGCUGCUGGCGGUGAUUUUUGUUUGCGUGGGCGCGUCGUGGUGGCUGAUGCCGAUGCGGAAGGGGGACGAGAUUUUGCCCAAGAAUCCGUGCAGUAUUGCGGCGGCGGCGAGUCUGAUUGCCGGGUCGAAGAUGCUGGAGGAGGUGCCGCCGGGGGCGGAGUGGUGGAGUGAUCGGGAGUUGGAGAAGAGGGGCGUGUGGGAGGGGAGUAGGUUUCGGAUGGGGUGGUUUGAGAGGGAGGAGGAGGGCGGCGAGGUGGUGGAGAGGUUUGGGGUGGAUGUUUGUGCGGAGGAUCGGUUGAUGGGGAGGCGGGGGAGUGGGGAACGACGGGAUGGAUGA
Lasiodiplodia theobromae is the source of this 3303-nucleotide messenger RNA. RefSeq lists its product as uncharacterized. The coding region runs from base 1 to 3303 and encodes 1100 amino acids. The record is from RefSeq and is a predicted model, not a curated record. The transcript has 2 exons. NCBI's taxonomy places the organism in Eukaryota, Fungi, Ascomycota, Dothideomycetes, Botryosphaeriales, Botryosphaeriaceae.